CUCGCUGGUUGGUUUUUCAGUGCGAUAAAAAUACGUAAACACACACAUCUCAAUGCAAAUCGAACUUCGAAGUAGAUAAGCUACGCGCAAGUUUUCAUUUUAUUUUACCGCUAAAUAAAAUUAACACGUACCUACGCGCUGACUAUUCGUCGCGGUGGGGAGUACCGCAAAACGCGAGUGUAACUAUUAAAAUUUUUACUUAAAAAAUGAAUUUCUUGGGUUUACCCAUCCUUGUGUGUGCAUAUUUUAGUUAUGUAUACGCCUACGAAGUCGAUACAUAUGAUUUUCUCAUGCCAAAUGUUUGGCCUCACAGAGAUGAGCUUUACCUCUGCACCCCAAUCAGGAUCUCUCCUCGCAACAACUAUUACAUAGUGGGAUUUGAACCUAAUGCUACAAUGCACACUGCUCACCACAUGCUGUUGUAUGGAUGCUCGGAGCCUGGAACUGACGAUCCUGUUUGGAGCUGUGGAGAAAUGCAGAGUAACGACAUUGACGACCAGUACAACACGGCCAGCCCCUGCCGGGAGGGAUCUCAGAUCGUGUACGCUUGGGCCCGCGACGCUCCGAGCCUGCAGCUGCCCAAAGACGUCGGCUUCCUGAUCGGAAAGGACUCGCAGAUCAAAUACCUGGUGCUGCAGAUACAUUACAUGCACAAAUUCCCAGAGAGCAAAAGGGACAAUUCCGGAGUGUUCAUCAAAUACACCAAAGAACCCAUGCAUCGUCAAGCGGGAGUCAUUCUACUAGGCACGGGCGGAGUUAUUCCCGCCAACAGGGUGGAACAUAUGGAAACGGCUUGCACCAUCCGCGAGAACAAGGUCAUUCACCCCUUCGCGUUCCGCACACACACUCAUGCGCUUGGCACAGCAGUAUCAGGGUACGCCGUCCGCAGAGAGGCGACAGGGGACGUUUGGCAACUAAUCGGCAAGAAGAACCCCCAACUGCCCCAGAUGUUUUACCCCGUGGCCGACAAUACCCCCAUAAAGCAAGGAGACGUGCUAGCCGCUAGGUGCACUAUGAACAAUACGCAUACCUUCCCUGUUAAGAUUGGCGCAACAAACAAAGACGAGAUGUGCAACUUCUACCUAAUGUACUGGGUGGAGAACACCUACCCGCUCGACCAGAAGUACUGUUUCAGCGCCGGGCCCCCCUACUAUUACUGGGUGCGCGCGCCGCAGAACUUCAAUCGCGUGCCGGAUCUCGAAGCCAGCUCCUUGUAAAGGACUGAGGUAAAUGGGUGAUCGGAAAUGGUGAUGUUUGUGUUUGCCGCGUACUAAA
Molecule: messenger RNA, 1275 nt
Organism: Ostrinia nubilalis (European corn borer)
Lineage: Eukaryota; Metazoa; Arthropoda; Insecta; Lepidoptera; Crambidae
Gene: Phm
Product: peptidylglycine alpha-hydroxylating monooxygenase
Exons: 9
Coding region: 207-1217 (336 amino acids)
Biological process (GO): peptide metabolic process
Cellular component (GO): membrane; extracellular region
Molecular function (GO): copper ion binding; oxidoreductase activity, acting on paired donors, with incorporation or reduction of molecular oxygen, reduced ascorbate as one donor, and incorporation of one atom of oxygen
Source: RefSeq, a predicted model, not a curated record